AUGGCUCAGCAGCAGGCCGCGAAGGCCUUGGCCAACAUCCUCUCCAAGGUUGCACGCUACUCCGUGGGACUGGGAAUCGGCGCCAGCGCUCUGCAGGCCUCCCUGUACACCGUCGAUGGCGGCGAGCGGGCCAUCAUGUUCGACCGCGUGUCGGGAGUGCUGGAGACUCCCGUGAGUGAGGGCACCCAUUUCCGCGUGCCCUACCUCCAGACGCCCAACGUCAUGGACAUCCGCACCCGGCCCCGCUCCAUCAGCUCCGUGACCGGGACCAAGGAUCUCCAGAUGGUCAACAUUACCCUACGUGUGCUUUCCAAGCCGGAUGUCGAGAGACUGGCACUCACAUUCAGGAACCUGGGCCUCGACUGGGAUGAGCGUGUGCUGCCGUCCAUCGGCAAUGAGGUGCUCAAGUCUGUGGUGGCGCAGUACCAGGCCGAGCAGCUGCUGACUCAGCGUGACAAGGUAUCCACCGCGGUGCGCAGCGAGCUCACGCGCCGCGCCGCGGAGUUCAACAUCCUCAUUGACGAUGUGGCCAUCACCCACCUGUCCUUUGGCGCCGAGUUCACCAAGGCUGUGGAGUCCAAGCAGGUGGCCCAGCAGGAGGCUGAGCGCGCCCGGUUUGUUGUCAUGAAGGCCGACCAGGAGCGCAAGGCGGCAGUGGUGAGGGCGGAGGGAGAGUCCGAGGCUGCUCGACUCAUUUCUGAGGCCACCCGGGCUGCGGGGGCUGGCAUGAUUGAGCUGCGCCGCAUCGAGGCCGCCCGUGACGUGGCGGGGACCCUCGCCAAGUCCCGGAAUGUCACGUACCUGCCCGGCGGGGAGGGUGGCGCCUCCAGGAUGUUGUUCCAGCUGCCUGGAUGA
Molecule: messenger RNA, 855 nt
Organism: Auxenochlorella protothecoides
Lineage: Eukaryota; Viridiplantae; Chlorophyta; Trebouxiophyceae; Chlorellales; Chlorellaceae
Product: Prohibitin-1
Exons: 7
Coding region: 1-855 (284 amino acids)
Biological process (GO): mitochondrion organization
Cellular component (GO): membrane; mitochondrion
Source: RefSeq, a predicted model, not a curated record